This is a messenger RNA of Microplitis mediator, 3313 nucleotides long. RefSeq names its product interaptin-like. Bases 362 to 3241 code for a protein of 959 amino acids. The record is from RefSeq and is a predicted model, not a curated record. The transcript has 17 exons. Lineage: Eukaryota; Metazoa; Arthropoda; Insecta; Hymenoptera; Braconidae.
AAUUAUCGUGUAUACGAAAUUUUUUUUUGUCCAAAUGGAAAUAUUAUUAUCUUAUAAAAUUUUAUCUACAAAACAUAAAUAAUUACCGUCCAUUAUCACGUCAUUAAAUUAAAUAGUAAUUUUAAAAAAAGUAAAUACAUAAAAAAACUUAAACUUCAGCCGUCCGUGAUAACAUUGAGGGCUUUGAGUAAAUUUAUUUAAUCCUGUCAUUUAUAAAUAACAUGUGUGCACAGUGUAAAUUAAAAUAGUGUCAAAAAAAAAAUUAUUUAGAUAUUGAAAAAUAUUAUAACCUGACAUUAAAUAAUUAAAUACAUAUAUAAUUAUUAUUUAAAAUAGAUAAGCAGAAGUUUAUUUAAAAAAGAUGGAAUCCAGCAGUGAUUAUAACAAUGCAAAGUUUAAAGAUACAGAAAUAAUUAAUCAGUCUAAAGAUUCUGACACCGGUACUGCUGGAGAUGAGACAAUGAGUCUGGGUAUUCUCAAUGAAUUCAAAGAAUUGUAUGAAAAAAGAAUAGCUGACAUUGAUCCUAAUGAUGAUAAUAAACUGGAGCUUAAGAUUAAAAUAAUGAGAGAGUGGAUCGAAAAUUUAGAGGAACAAAAUAAAACAUUAGUUCAUAUUGUUUAUGAGCUAGAAGAAGCUAGUUCUUGUAAAGUUAAAAUGCUUGAAGAACAGAUGAAACAUUUGUUUGUGUUGUCGGAAAAUAUGUCUAGUAUUACGAAGCCAUCGCAACAAAGUCUUGAUGAACUUUCGGAUAGAAUAAGUCAUCUAGAAAGGGAUGAAAAAAUAUUACAGCAAAGAAUUCAAUAUUUACAAAGUGAUAUCAGAGGAUUAUUGGAACUAAUACGACGUGCACAAGUCGAACAUUGUUGGAGACUUGAUGGGAUUAAUUUCUUUGAGAUAAGACCAAGUGACAUUCCACUCUCGAGCAACAGUAUGUAUGAACAGGUAAAUGGAGGAGAAAAUACUGACAAGAAAGCCAAGAAAGGAGACUUGAAAAGUACUGAGUUAACAAAGCAACGGGUGCAGUUUGAUAGAAAUCAAAGAAAGUCACAAGAAUACCCGCAGGAAUUAGAGGAAAAAAUCGACUGGUUAAAUAAAAAAUUAAAAAAUCGAGAGAUAAAAAUUCAAAAAUCAGUUUCUAAAUUUGAAAUUUUAAAGGAAAGUUUAAUAAAUAAUUCAACAAUUAAUUCUGUUGAUAAAAAUAAUAUUAUUGAAAUGUUAGAUACUGUAAAAAAUGAACUAAUAGAUGAAAAAUAUUUAGAAAAUGUACAAGAUGAUAAAGCACUUAGUGAUAGUACCGUCCAGAUUGACAAUAAUGUCGAUACCUUUAAAAUAAAAAAUAAAUUAGAUGAAAAAACGAGAGAGAUUUUACGACUGACCCAUCAAUUAAAUUCUUUAGAAAAAGAAUCAAUAGAAUCUAGAGAAGCUUUAACUGCUGAAGUAGCUGAGAAACAUGACGUAAUAAUAAAUCUUAAAGACCAAGUGACUUACUUAGAGGAACAACUUCGACAAGCAAAUGUACAGCUGCAAUUUAAAAAUAAUAUUAUUAAAGAACUACGUAAAGAUUUAGUAUUGAAGAAUACUCUUCCAGGUACACCAAGAAAAGUUAAUUCCAAUGCUCUUGCAGAGAAAGUCAGUUGGAGUGAUGAUAUGUCAGAUGAAGUUUCAAAUAAAAAUCUAACGAAGGACAAAUUACUAUCAAACUUUAUGAGUUUCAAAACUACGUCAAAAAAUGAAUAUCGAAUUUUAAUGGAUACAAAAAAAGAACUCGGAGAUAUUUUUAAUUUUAUUAAUGCCAUAGAAAAAAAAAAUCAUGAAGAAACUGCAGUGAGUGUGAUAACUGAGAAGGAUGAAUGUAAAAAAUCUGAAGAAUGUUCAAAUGAAUUGAUAAGGAAUGCGGAUAAAGUGACGGAAAUUAUAACGACAUUAUCUAAAUUGUGUAUAGACAAAAAUGAAGGAUUUCUGCAACUAGAAUUCGCUCUACAGGAUAUUCGUGAAAAAAAUGAGCGCCUCAGAAAUUUUGAACUGGACGAAAAAAUCCUGCACAUUCCAGAACUAAAUCGUCAGCAAUUUAAUGCAAUGGAAGAAUUUAGAAUUUGUACAGUAGAAGCCCAAGCUGCGACAGAAGAUUUACGUGAAGAAAUGAGUAAUGUAAUAUGUAAUUUAUAUUGUCGGCAUCAAUUGUUUGUCGAUUUAGGUAAAUCAAUGACUAAAAUAAAUGACGUUAUUGGUAAGACGAAAGAAAAUUUAUCGACUGUGAUGAAAUAUUUAAAAGUUCAAGUUGAAGAAAAGACUGUCAGUAAAAAUACAAUAGCCACGAGAGAAGUAAAAUUGAAAGAUAUUAAAAAUGAAGUUAAUGAAACACGUGCCAAAUUGAUAAGUUCAGUAACUGAUGAGCAUAAACAGAUUUCAAUAAAUGAAACCGAUAACACGGAUGUCGAUGUCUGUGAUAGAUUACUCAAUAAAGCGAUAGACGAAGUUGAUUAUAUAUUGUGCAAUUUGGGUAUAUUUAUUUCAAAAGAGGAUUACGCUGUUAUCCUUUUGACGGGAUUAAAUGAUCAAUUGCUUUGUGUCGAAGAAAAUCUUGGGGAAUUAUCUAAUCACAUUGAUCGAGCACUGCAAGAUAAUGAGGCAUCACAAAUAACAUUCGAUGAAAAGGGAAAGAGAUUAGAUAAAUUAGAACGAGAAUUAGAUUACGCACAUACUAAAAUGCAGGAGGCUUUAGAGAGCAUUGUUUUGAUAAGUCAGCAGCAUGACAGUGAAAAUUAUUCCGAAUCUAGUAACAAUUCCAUUAAUAAUCAAAACGAUAAAAUAACUUCGAAUAAAAAUGAUGAUUAUUCACAAUCUACUAGCGCCGAUAAUAAUGAAUUAGAUCAACUUAAAAAUUCAUUAUGCUCCAAGGACAAACUCCUCGAACAUAAGGACGAGAUAAUUCGUAUUCAGAAAGAUUCUAUUGAAAUGACCCAAGACGAGCUAAGAGAUUUACGUAAAAGAUUGCAGUCAAAGGUCGAUGAACAAACUGUUGUUAUAAAUCAAUACUGGCAAGAGCGAAAUAAUUUAUUAGAACAGACUAAACUACAGAACCAAACGAUAAAACACUUACAGGACGCUAUUGUUAGUGCGAAAAAAAAUCUAAAUCGUCAACAACAGCCGCAAAAAUCAACAAUCGAUUUGACUGUCGGUGACGUAUGGAGUCCAAUUACACCGACUGUGUUCAAUAAUGAUGACGUUCAUGACAUUUAAAGCUUCAUUGAAUCCAAUUAAAUUAUAUAUACACAUAUAAGUACAUUAAUUGUAAUCUACAAAGUAUAAUUA